Messenger RNA from Gigantopelta aegis, 1820 nucleotides. RefSeq lists its product as uncharacterized. The transcript has 6 exons. The record is from RefSeq and is a predicted model, not a curated record. Lineage: Eukaryota; Metazoa; Mollusca; Gastropoda; Neomphalida; Peltospiridae. Bases 5 to 679 code for a protein of 224 amino acids.
CAGUAUGAGUGAUCGCAUACCAAAGUCAGUCAUGGAAAAUAUCUGCAUCCGCAAGUGUGGCAGCCACGGAAAGUGUACAUCUGGUGUCUGUGUGUGUGACGAUGGAUACACAGGAGAGACGUGUGACGUCAGCGCCAGCGUCCCGCCACAGGUGAUCCCCGUCAACCCCAGCGGGGGCGCGUGCGAUGUCGGCAGCGCGGACUGUUCCCAGGUGGCGCUGUUCGGAUUCGACUUCGUGGAAUCUAGCACCCUGACGUGUCAUUACGAAUACAUACAGGUGGAGGAGACUGUCAAAGUGACAGGCGAGCACGGCGUAGUGAGUGCCGAGUUUAUCAGCAUGUACCAAGUGAACUGUCACCUACCCAGGAGUCAGAGCGCCUACAUCUCCGUCAGCAAUGAUGGGCGGGCCAAGAGCGCUGCUCGCUACCUCCAUGUGGUUCACGACGCCAAGUGUUACAGCUGCGACAUACUACAAGAUGGCGCACAGGCCAAGUGUUCUAGACAGGCAGACACGUGUAUGAUUGGGGACGCGUGUUUCCAGUCCGGAGAGAAACGUGGGAGUGACAAGUGUCAGAUCUGUGACCCGCUGAAAGAUCAAACACAAUGGGUUAAAAACCCAGAUCCACUGUGUAAUGCUGAGAGGUUGAACGGUGCUGAAGCGCAAUGGAGGAGAAAUUGACAAAACAACAACAAUUGCUCUAGCUGUGAUCUGCGCGGUUUUGGCAACGGCCUUGUUAGUCAGUGCUGUCAUGUUAUGUCGUAAAAGAUUACAACCUAAGAAACCUGGCAUGAUAAGCUACGACUUGAAAGACGAGCAUUCCACAGCAACGACAAACCCAUUCGGCAAGAGGGCGAUGGCGUAUAACAAUCAUACUUACAUGUCUGAGGAUCUAGACUAAGUGUUGAAGCCAGUGCUUUCUCAGACGUCCUCAUCACAUACACGGACAGUCGUGGUUUUAUUCUCUAGUAAAGUUCAGAAUAUGGAAAGAUAUAGAUAAUAUAUAGAUAAGGCCUAAAACAUUCUGCAUUAGGGAACUUAACAAAAUAAACUAGGUAGGGUAGGUCGGCUUUUUCUAAUUUUGCUUUUACUACAAUUAUCCCUUACAAAAUGAUACGUAUCUACUCUUUUCAUCUAUAUACAUUGUAUUAAUAAAAAAACAUAUAUCAAAGAAAAAACCCAGCAUCAAAAACUAAUUAGAGUCGGCCGUUUUUUCUAUGUUAGGGUCGGGUUCCCAGAAUUUGAUUUUACAACAUUAACCAUUACAGGUCCAGAUAAAAUGUUGUGUGUGUACUCUUUUCACAUAUACAUUAAUUGUUUUUACAAAAAUCGAACAUACAUCGAAAAAUAAUGUUUACGGUAGCCCUUUUUUUCAAGUUAGGGUCUGGUUCCAGGAAACGCACACAUUUUUAAAAUCCAAGAUAUUAUUUAAAUCCUUGCGGUUUAUAAACGGCAACAUUGACUAAUAGUAUUCUUGAAAGAUAAUUAGUAAUAAUAUAUUUCUUAAAGCUAAAAUAGUUCUUAUACACUUACCUAGUAAUUAAAACAUUUUUGUUUGUUUUAAAAAUGCUAAUUAAUAUUUGAAGUUGCAAUAAUUAACCAAAUAGUAACUAACUUCUCAAUAAAGAGUAGUGAGAUUUGAACUUUGGUGAUGUCUGAAUGAUCCUAUUUACGAUACAAAAAUGUACACUAUCUGCACAAAAAUGUAAAAAUAUUUUUAUAAAAAUGUUUUCCGGUUGCAUUCCUAGUUAAAACGGAUUGAGUUGCUUACCGGUGAUGUUACACAUGAAAUGAUUAUUCUAAUAAAUAUAUUGUUUAUUUA